Mastomys coucha (southern multimammate mouse) is the source of this 8280-nucleotide messenger RNA. RefSeq names its product Golgi pH regulator. The transcript is spliced from 14 exons. Gene Ontology annotation, biological process: intracellular pH reduction. Gene Ontology annotation, molecular function: voltage-gated monoatomic anion channel activity. The coding region runs from base 131 to 1498 and encodes 455 amino acids. The record is from RefSeq and is a predicted model, not a curated record. Gene Ontology annotation, cellular component: Golgi cisterna membrane. NCBI's taxonomy places the organism in Eukaryota, Metazoa, Chordata, Mammalia, Rodentia, Muridae.
UGACGUAGCACGCGCCAAGCCAGCCCGGAUGACUGGAGCGAAGGCCGCCUAACACAGAAGGUGGACAAGUCUUAAUAAGCGGCUUCUUCGAGGUGUAGGCAACUGGGCAUGGGCCUCCCCAGGCUUCGCCAUGAGCUUCCUGAUCGACUCCAGCAUCAUGAUCACCUCCCAGAUACUGUUUUUUGGAUUCGGAUGGCUUUUCUUCAUGCGCCAGUUGUUUAAGGACUAUGAGGUGCGUCAGUAUGUGGUGCAGGUGAUCUUCUCUGUGACCUUUGCGUUUUCGUGCACCAUGUUUGAGCUUAUCAUCUUUGAAAUCUUGGGAGUUCUGAACAGCAGCUCCCGUUACUUUCACUGGAAAAUGAACCUGUGUGUCAUUCUGCUCAUCCUGGUUUUCAUGGUGCCUUUCUACAUUGGUUAUUUUAUCGUGAGUAACAUCCAACUGUUGCACAAACAGCGCCUGCUCUUCUCCUGUCUCUUAUGGCUGACCUUUAUGUACUUCUUCUGGAAGCUGGGAGAUCCGUUCCCCAUACUCAGCCCAAAGCAUGGGAUCUUGUCUAUAGAGCAGCUCAUCAGCCGCGUAGGCGUGAUUGGGGUGACGCUCAUGGCUCUGCUUUCCGGAUUCGGUGCUGUCAACUGCCCGUACACAUACAUGUCCUACUUCCUCAGGAAUGUGACUGACACAGAUAUCAUCGCCCUGGAACGGCGACUGCUGCAGACCAUGGACAUGAUCAUAAGCAAAAAGAAAAGAAUGGCCGUGGCACGAAGAACAAUGUUCCAGAGGGGGGAUGUGCAGAACAAGCCGUCGGGACUCUGGGGCAUGCUGAAGAGUGUUACUGCCUCAGCCCCAGGGAGUGAAAAUCUGACUCUUAUCCAACAGGAAGUAGAUGCUUUGGAAGAACUGAGCAGGCAGCUUUUUCUGGAAACAGCUGAUCUGUAUGCUACAAAGGAAAGAAUUGAAUACUCCAAAACAUUCAAGGGAAAGUAUUUUAAUUUCCUGGGUUACUUUUUCUCUAUUUACUGUGUCUGGAAAAUUUUUAUGGCGACCAUCAAUAUUGUUCUUGAUCGAGUUGGGAAAACUGACCCUGUCACCAGAGGCAUCGAGAUCACUGUGAAUUAUCUGGGAAUCCAGUUCGACGUGAAGUUCUGGUCUCAACACAUUUCCUUCAUUCUGGUUGGAAUAAUCAUUGUCACAUCCAUCAGAGGACUGCUGAUCACGCUUACCAAGUUCUUUUAUGCCAUCUCCAGCAGUAAGUCCUCCAAUGUCAUCGUCCUGCUGUUAGCGCAGAUAAUGGGUAUGUACUUCGUGUCCUCUGUACUGCUGAUCCGAAUGAGCAUGCCCCCAGAAUACCGCACCAUCAUCACAGAAGUCCUUGGGGAGCUUCAGUUUAACUUCUACCACCGUUGGUUUGAUGUCAUCUUCCUGGUCAGCGCCCUCUCCAGCAUACUCUUCCUCUAUCUGGCUCACAAGCAGGCGCCAGAGAAGCAUAUGGCCCCCUGAACUCAGACCCAUGCUGACUGCAGGAAGAGACACAUUUGGGAUACCAGAGCCUACUGCUCUUUAAACAGGCAUUGCUGGGAGGUCUUUUCUGCCUCAGGCACAUGCCUACUUCCUCCUGAGAUACUGGAGUCAUGAGUAGCUUCAACUAAGGCGCAAUAAGAAGAAAACUUAGCAUUCAGCAGGGAGCAACGGAUGGAUCUGAGGCUGUUCAGUGAAGAGGAGCGGGCCAGGGCAGAGGAUACCCCGGAGCUCCUGAGUAGAUGGCCUCCCUCGAAAAUACUAGUAAAAUCCGUUUGUAACACUUUGGCCUUGGGGUCACUAAUCCAGCACAGCUUGGUGUUAUGCUAUUGUGGUCUAACGUGAAAUGCUUCUCUCUUCCUCACCCAACUUUACCCCGUAAAAAUAACCAAAAGAUUGUUCUUUUCCGAGAAAGGGAUGAUAGGCAACAGAUAGAUUUUACCAAAUGGAUUUUAGGUUUACCAAUUUUUAUUUCCUUUUAAAUUAGAGAAGAGUGAGUGCCCAUGCUGAUCCAGCAGCAGGCUUGCUUAGGUUGGCUUUCAUAAGCUCUCUGCCAAUAAAAGGAAGGUAUUGAGAUUUUUUUUAAUACUCAAAUGUAACAUAAGAAAAUGCUGAAGUAUAUGUCCUGGAAGCUUCCAUUUAUUACUAAGGCCAUAGUGUGUAUUUUGCCAUGUUUUGGGCUUCUGGAAGCAAAUGAGAAAGCAUGAAAUGUUUUUAUUGAACAAAGACACUGUUCAGAUUCUAUUAGCCAACAGGGAAGCUGCAAGCAACUCAAAAGCACUUAACAAUGCUGCUUAGCCACAGCAUUGCCACAAAAGCACACUGUGGAGCAGAUUCUUGAUUCUUUAAUUAGCGGCGCUCACACAGACACAAUCAUCCCCAGUGCUCAAGCCUACAGAAGUAAGAGGUUCAUCAACAGAAGUGAAAGUUGCACUUUGGAAGAUACCACAUAGAAAGAACCUGAACCUAGUCCCUCCUCCAGCUAGGUGGAGCUUAAAUAAGCAACCUGCAGUAGCAGCCCUUACAACAGACAGUCUCUGGGGACAGAUGGUCCAGAGGAGGUUGACAGGGUCAACAGAGGUCCUUCCUUGGAGAGGCAGUUCCUGGACCCUCAAGAUGAAGCAUCAGUUGUUCUCUUCACAUCUCCGUGUCUUCAGAGUUGGAAGAAGAGUGUGAGGCUGUGCUGAGAGUCUGUGUAAAGGAAAAAAAAAAAAGAGUUUACCAAAGCAGGAGAGAGCAAGGCUGAUCUAGAGCUGGCAUGCUUUAAGUCAGGGAGAGCUGUGCACCUCUAGAAGAUGUGAUCUGAAUCUUCAUUUGACUUGUUUCCAGAUUACUGUUUAACACAAACAAGUUUCUCAUUGUCUGUGUAUAUAUGCCAACAUGCACAUAGACAAUCAGUCUUCUCUAAGACAACAUUGGUACUAUAAUUGGCAUGGCCUAUCAGUAGAAGUAAAUACAAUGGAAAACUAUAAUGAGACUUUCAUCGGAGGCCUGACUCCUAUAAAUGUCUUUCUGUGAACUUGGAUGUCAGUUCACUUUUGAAAUUCAUGUUUAUCUCUGAAUAGAAAAUUGACCAGAAAAAAUUCUUCUGACGAUAAUUGUAAUUCCUGCCACUUACUAAACAUGGAGCCUAACCCUCUCUCUGUUUUGACUCACUGUGAGCCAGGCACAGUUCAAACACUUGUGUUCUGAGAACAACUGUACACAUUAUCCAUGUUUUCUAAGUCGGAAAGCUCGAGCACAGAGCCAGGAACUGGUCCUACAUAAUCGAAGCAGGUUCUUUGGUGGGCCCCAUGAUUUUCAUAGACUGAUUUCACUUACUGAUUGCCAACUGCAUGCUAAAAAAAUAAUGACACACACUACAUCCCUGGCACUCAGGAGGCUGAGACAAGAGAAUUGCAAGUUCUAGACCAGCCUGGGCUUCACAGUGAGGCCAUGUUUCUAAGAAGACAAUAACUUUCUCCUCAUACUACCUCCUCUUUCACAAAACCCUGGCAGGUGGCCACCCUGUGUCACUGUGGGGACCACCCCAGGGAAGCAGGGUCACCAAGCAUGGCCACCACUCACUCGUUCUUUUGCUGGGUGGCAGUCAUGCCCGGACUCUGCUGAAGUCUCUCCUUUUUCAUCAUGGCCAGCCACCAGGGGGUCGGCCAUGGAAGAAACGAUGGGGAUUUUCUUGGCUUGGAAGUAGCUGUAGGCCAUCUUUCCACAGACCAACAGAGUGACCUGCUCCCUGCUGCUCUUGAUUCUCUCCACCACUCUGUCAUAGGGUUCAUCUUGCACAUUCUCCCCAUUCACUUCGAUGAUGAUGUCCUCAUUCUCCAGCCCAGCCUUGUCAGCGGGGCCACCCUGCUGUACCUAUGAACAGAAGUCCCGAGUGUCAGUUCCAAACAUGGAGGAACGUGUGCCAGGCAGCUUCCCUCCUGAAGAGCCUCAAUACUUGUUAACCACAUCUCUCUCCUUGAUGGGCUGCACAUCCUGAACUCCACUGGACUCAGCCACACUGGCAAAGCACCAUACUGAACAUCUGCUGGGCUGAAGGCAUCAGGCCCCCAUCUUAGGAUCCCAACUUGGAAGCUGCAGGGCGAUCUCCCUGCUCUUCCCUACAGGGCACAGCCACGGAGCACACCUACAGCAGUGACAAGGAGCGCUCUCGGAGGCUACAAUGGUGGCUUGCACUGAAAAUCCCAUCCUAGCUGGCUGUGUUUGCCGAGCCUGCUAGAACUAGUUACCAUACCUCCUUGACAAAGGAGCCCGGCUGACCCCGAAUGGCAUUCAGGUGAAAGCCGUAGCUGUCGUCCUCUUUAAUCAGCCUGCAGAGCUUGGGUUUAUGAUCCUCCACAUCCUCUGUAGUGUCUGAGCCUGUGGCCUCCAGAGGAGCCGGGAUGGGAGCUGGGGCUUCCUUGACAGAACCAUUAGGCAGUUCUUGACUUUGGCAGUAAAGAAGUGGAGAGAACCGAGCCUUUAAAAUAAAGGGGAAAAAUACCCAUCUGAGCAACUACACUUCAUUGAAUGUCACGGCUUAAUACAUGGGGUAGCAUCCAUGUAUGCUCCUCCUCAGACAUGAGCCAGAGAAGGCAGAAGCAUGUACACAGACACACACAUGUGCAGAGCAUAGAAACAGUACAGUUCGGCACCAGAGCCCGGAGCUAGCUAACAGCAUUACACACUUAUCUCCACCAAAGCAGGCAAAUCACUCAACAUUGGCGACACUCCCCUCUAGGGAGACACCUUUGAGAGGCCCUGUUCUCCCUGUCUUCAAGCAUGUUAGAGAAACUAAAGGACAAAACAUUUUUGUGACAAAUUUUUUGAGGAUCAACUCCACACACUGAUAAUGGGAGAGGUGCCCACACGGCAGCAAAGGCGAAUGCUGGCUCCCAGGGCUGCUGCUUAUUGUAAUGAGCUCAGCAUCUCUCCCGCCCAACUUCCUCCUGUCUGUAAGUAUGCCAGGGCCGUAAAGGAGGCAAUGACGGCCGUGAACAGAGACAGAACUCGAGGCUUAACUGGUUUGUUUGUUUGUUAUUCUUAUGCCUGUGCAUGCACACCCUGCUGUCUGUCUGUCCUGGUGUCCUCCUCCAGCAGUUUCCUACCACCCCUUGAGCAGUUGCCCCAGGCACACCUUCUCACUCUUGAGACAAGUCUGUGUGGCCUAAAGCUUGCCCAUGCAGUACUGUAGCCUGUCCUGCCAAGCGUGCCCCACCCCCAGCCCCCAGUGUUGCCACUACAGUUCUGUGGCCCCAUGCUCAGCAUCUCAGCACGCGUCCUGGGAUUAGACCUAAAGUGCCUGCCUCGGUUACGAUAAAUCCACAUCCCUAAUUUUUUUUUUAUUUUAUUUUAAUAGAGUUAACUGGUUGAGGAUUUUGCUUGAGUUAGGGGCUAGAUUUGGAUACAGGUAUCCAGGGCACUUGUUAGAAAACAAGACAUUCAGCAGCGAGGGAGAAACAUGGUCCACCUGCACUAUAACAGCUAAUCAGAAAUGAGACCUGAGGUUCUCCUGCCUGCCUGCCUCCUCCCUGCCUUCUUCCCUACCUGCCUGCCUGCCUGCCCGCCUGCCCGCCUGCCCUCAACACAACCCAUACUCAGGCCCCCACACAGCCCUCAGUGCUGUCUUUACAAAUGCUGCACAGGGGAUUGGGGGGGUGGGGCUCAACUAUAGAGCGGCCCUAGGAGUCAUUUACUCACCACAGCCCUCAUGACUCCCGGCAGACUUAGCAGCUGUGGCUGCCUGGGAUAAACUGCUGGUGUCAAAGCACACAAGCAUGAAAGAAGAACCAGGGUGGCUUUUAAUCCAACCUUUUGAGUACUCAGUCUAGCCUGCCAUGAAUCUAGCCCAUCAGGAACUAUAGAGGUAUUUUCCUUAUUAGCUGCUGUAUCUCAGAGAUCCACCCCACUCCAGCCUUGAAGUUAACUGAAACAGGGAAAAUACACUUACAUCAUUCUAGGACUAUUCUAUCAUAGAUUGUAUUUUCAGGAAUUACAACAAAACCUUCAUUGCCAGCAUCAGCUUACAACAUCAAAACUGGCUUGCAGAAGUCAGUUGCCCCAUUUCUAACAGCUACAGUUGUUCUUAAGCCAAAAUUAGCCCUCUCUAGCUUAAGUCAUGGGAACAACCUUUCCAGCUAUUUUCUUUCUUUUAAAAACAAACAGGUGUAUUCAGGCUACACAGUAAUGAGUCCUUGCUGCCUGCCAGCCUUUCACAUUCUCAAGGCUGUCCCUUUCCUCUAAAGCCUUCCUUGCUUCAAGGUAACACCUAGCUGUCUUUCCCAAGCCCACUGACAUCACCUUUUUGGUCACUAGACUAGUCACAGCAGGUUCUCAAGACUACUGGACAAUAUGAAUUCAGUGAGCAUACAUGUGGGACACCCAGAUGCUCUAAAUAGUUCAUUUAGUCCGCCCACGACCCUUCAUACUACCUUACAGCCAAGGGAGUAGGGGCUCAGGACAGCUUGCCCACCAUUCAUUACCAGUACUUCCAAGGCUGGUCUGACUGACUCAGUGCAGUGAGCCAGUUAUAUAACUUUAAAUUUUUUUCUCAGGGGGGAGGAGGGGAUGGGACAACUUUUGGAUUAUCAGAUAUGCUCCCAGCAUUUCCUAUUCCUAUUUAUUUUCAAGUUAGAAUGGUAUUUUAAGAGCAUCCAUAUUUCAUUUUGGUUUUUAUUCUUCCUAAUCUGAUUUGGAAGGUGUGUGUUCAUGUGUGUACAAGUACACACAUGUAUGCAGAAGACAACCUUGGGUGUCAUUCCUCAGGUGUCCUUCCACCUUUGCCUUUUCUAUGACGGCCCCCUCAUUGAUCUGGUACUCCCCCACUAGGCUACUGGCCAGCCACUGGGCCCCAGGAGCCCUCCUGUCCCCAUCUCUCCAGCACUAGGAUGACCAGCACACACCACCACAGCUGGCUUUGCUACAGAGGUGUUGGGGAUCAAACUCAAAUCCUCAUACAAGGCAAGCACUCCACCAACUGAGCUAUUGCCCCAGGCCCUGGCUAGAUAUUUUGACUAUUAAUUGCAUUGUCCUGUCAGUUAUUCAUCAUUCCUUUAAAUCCUCUGAAAAUACAUUAGAUGUGUAUACCAUUUCUCCCUUCCAAGGUAAUAAACCAGGAUAGGAACAAUAAUGUGUGUGUGUGUGUAUGUUUGUGUAUAUGUCCAUGUGUAUGAUUAGAGAGACCUCUGUUCAGGUUAACAUCCCAAUACCAAAGAUUCUUUAGAUAUAUAUGGUUGUUUAACUAGCUAACAAAUAUAUUCUCUUUUUUUCUUUCCAAUUAGUUCUUUAAUCUUAUUUACAAAAGCAUCUUGAAAUCAAGAUUUUUGGAGAAAAUAUAUGGUCAGAUGAAAUGACUCUGAGAACUUGAGUUCCGAUACUGAUUUGGGUAUCUGCUAACCUGGGUGCCUCCAUAAGUCAUCGGGUGUCUAACUGUGGUCUUGGAACUAUUAGAAGAGGCCAGUGUCACCACCCAUACUCUGGCCCCCUCUGCCAUGCCCCUGGGGUGCCUCUGUUACUGUGGGGUACAUAGAAGACUGUCAUCUGUCCAUCCCUGUGGCCAACAUCCAGCAAGGCAGAUGGUACUUUGACACCCAGACAUCUGUUAAACUGGACUGAACCCCAGUUCUCAUGAUAAAAUAUAAAACCUUAAUGUUGGGACUGGAGACACUCAGUGGCUAAGGCACAUACAUGACACUCUUGAAAAGGUCCCAGAUUCAGUUUCCAGCACCCACAUCAGUUCACAGAUGCCUGUCACUCCGGCUCCAAGGGACACCCUCUUCUGGACUCUGUGGGCACCUGCUCUCAUGAACACUUACCCACACACAACCACACAUACAUAAUUUUAAAUAAUCAAAAUAAAGAGUUAAGAGGGGGUAAGGUUCUUCAUCAGCUUGCUCUUGGUGAACCUGUUUCCACUGUAUUUACUGAGGACAAUGUGACUGAGAAUUUCUGUACUACAUCAGGGUCUCCAGGAUCUCAAAGUUUCCAUGAGGUAGACUGUUUAAAACUGCAGGUCCAGAGCCCAGGGACAGUUUCUCUGGGUGACCUCUAGCCUAAAGAGUAAUUCCUUGCCCACCUCUAACAUCCUGACAAACAAGUUGGAAUGUAUUCACUUAACAAAAUAUUCUCCACCAACCAAAGGACUUAAUAUCACAUAGCGUCUGAGGCCCCUCCACCCCACUUAUCUGCCUCUCUAAUGUUUGCACAAAUGUAUUUUUUAAGCCUUAAUUUAUACUUUCUGUGUUCUGUAACUAUAACAAAAUAAAAAAAAAACAUUAAACUGC